UCGCUCCCGCCCAUCACCAUGCUCCUUUUUGGGAUAACUGGCAGAAAACGCUGCAUUUGGCGUUUCAGUGCAUCGGAGUGAUAUACGGGGACAUCGGGACUUCCCCAUUGUACGUGUACUCCAGCACGUUCAGAAAGAUUGACAACAAAAACGACAUCCUCGGAGUUCUGUCCCUCAUCAUCUACACUAUAAUCCUCGUACCAAUGCUCAAGUACGUCUUCAUUGUCUUGUGGGCAAAUGACAACGGCGACGGUGGAACGUUUGCGCUGUAUUCGGUGAUGUGUCGGCAUACGAAGGUGAGCUUGCGGCCGAACGAGGAGCCGGAGGAUAGAGAGCUGUCAAACUACAGGCUGGAGACGCCAACGAAUCAUCUGAGACGGGCGCAGAAGAUAAAGCAGAAGCUAGAGUCGAGUAUGGCUGCCAAAACUGUGUUGUUUCUGGUCACUAUCCUCGCAACUUCAAUGCUUAUCGGAGAUGGAAUUCUCACUCCUUGCAUCUCAGUUCUUUCUGCAGUGAGUGGGAUCAAAGCCCUCGGUGAAGAUACUGUGAUGUGGGUUUCUAUUGCGAUAUUGGUGCUGCUCUUUAGCGUGCAGCGAUUUGGAACAGAUAAAGUGGGAUAUGCGUUUGCGCCAGCCUUGUGUCUGUGGUUUUCCUUCAUAAGUGGGAUUGGUCUGUACAACCUUUUUAAGCACGACAUCAUGGUUCUGUGUGCUUUCAAUCCCAUGUACAUAGUUGACUACUUCAGCAGAAAUGGUAAAGAAGGGUGGGUUUCACUUGGCGGAAUUGUUCUAUGCAUCACUGGGACCGAAGCCAUGUUUGCUGAUUUGGGCCACUUUAAUAUUCGAGCUGUUCAGAUUAGUUUCUCGGGAGUUGUUUUUCCUGCCGUGCUGACUGCGUAUUGUGGCCAAGCAGCAUAUCUCACCAAGUAUCCUGAUCACGUCGCCAAUACAUUUUAUGAAUCAAUCCCUGAUCCGCUGUAUUGGCCGAUGUUUGUUGUGGCUGUGUUGGCUGCUAUUAUUGCCAGUCAAGCUUUGAUAUCUGGAGCAUUUGCGGUCAUCUCCCAAUCUCUAAGCUUAGGGUGUUUCCCAAGAGUGAAGGUGAUUCACACUUCUGCUAAGUAUGAAGGUCAAGUCUAUAUCCCAGAGAUCAAUUGGAUCCUCAUGAUCUUAUGCGUUGUCGUCACUUACAUCUUCAAAACUACAACACAGAUCGGCCAUGCUUAUGGGAUUGCUGUGAUGAGUGUGAUGGUGAUCACCACCUUCAUGGUGACUCUGAUAAUGCUUGUGAUAUGGAAGACAAACAUCUGGUUGGUCGCAUUGUUCUUCUUGGUGUUCAUAGGCAUUGAAGGCCUAUAUCUUUCGGCGGCUUUGUACAAAUUCACCCAGGGCGGGUACCUGCCGCUGCUAUUGGCCUUGGUUUUGAUGAUCGUGAUGGGGAUAUGGCACUACGUGUACAAAGAACGCUACGCGUUCGAGCUUAAGAAUAAGGUUUCAGGCGAGUACGUGAGGGAUUUAGCCAAUAAUCCGGACAUGAAAAGAGUGCCAGAAAUCAUGCUUCUAUACUCCGAGCUAGUCCAAGGAAUUCCGCCGAUUUUCCCCCACUUUGUCUCCAACAUCCGAUCGCUUCACUCGGUGUUGGUUUCAAUAAAGAAUCUCCCCAUUAGUAAAGUGGCGGCGGAGGAACGGUUUCUGUUCCGGCAGUUUGAACCCAGGGAGUACCGCGUGUUCCGCUGCGUGGUCCGGUACGGCUACAAUGACAAAAUCGGAGAGUCCAAGGAGUUCGAGGGGGAGCUAGUGAGUCACCUCAUGGAAUUUAUCAGGGACGAGCAUUUCAUGGCUCCCGAAAAACCUUCGCCGGCGGAUUGGGAAGAAGAAGUGCAGUUUGUGCAGCGUGCGACGGAGCAAGGCGGCGGCGUGUUCUACCUGCUGGGAGAAGCGGCGGUGGAGGCGAAACAGGACUCGUGGUUUUUCAAGAAGUUGGUGGUUAACUACCUCUACAGUUUCCUGCGCAAGAAUUUCAGGCAGGGAGGGGAGAAAGUUUUUGCGAUUCCUCAAAAUCGGCUUUUGAGAGUCGGCAUAACUUACCAAAUAUGAUCGAUGUUGUGUUAGUUGCCGAUAUGACUUACCAAG
Ipomoea nil (Japanese morning glory) is the source of this 2129-nucleotide messenger RNA. RefSeq names its product potassium transporter 5-like. Gene Ontology annotation, cellular component: membrane. Gene Ontology annotation, molecular function: potassium ion transmembrane transporter activity. The transcript has 7 exons. Bases 204 to 2093 code for a protein of 629 amino acids. Gene Ontology annotation, biological process: potassium ion transmembrane transport. The record is from RefSeq and is a predicted model, not a curated record. NCBI's taxonomy places the organism in Eukaryota, Viridiplantae, Streptophyta, Magnoliopsida, Solanales, Convolvulaceae.